Ceratitis capitata (Mediterranean fruit fly) is the source of this 773-nucleotide messenger RNA. It is a transcript of the gene Capa, whose product is annotated as cardio acceleratory peptide 2b. Bases 101 to 601 code for a protein of 166 amino acids. Lineage: Eukaryota; Metazoa; Arthropoda; Insecta; Diptera; Tephritidae. The transcript has 4 exons. The record is from RefSeq and is a predicted model, not a curated record.
GGUAAGGCAAAGUACGCCAUAGACAGCCAAAGCAACAGGCAACGAGUGCAACAAACGAAAAAUUUGGUCACACAGCAAAAUACAAAAGAUUUGAUCAGAAAUGAAGUCUUUCUACUGCUUGGAUGUUAUCAUUUGUUCGACAGUUGUUGUGGUCGCUUUAGCUGGUUUCACCGAGGCGGAAUUGGAACAAAAAAAUCGCCGUACAGCCGGUGGACCCUCCGGUCUAAUAGCCUUCCCGCGUGUCGGACGCAGCGAUCCAAAUUUGGUAAAUAAUUUGCAUGAAGCUGACGUCUCAGCGUUGAGUGAGAGCAUAAUGUAUCCCGCCUCGUUGGAAGACUAUGAAGUUGAAUAUCCAAAAAGCGAAAUGAAGCGCGCCAGUUUGAUUGCCUUCCCACGAGUAGGACGCACCGAUGCGGAGAUACGCAAGUGGGCGCGCAUUAUGGCGCUACAGCAGGCACUGAACAAGGGCGCCGGCCCCAGCGCUACUUCAGGCCUCUGGUUCGGACCUCGUUUGGGUAAACGUAGUGUCGAUGCGCAGCAGCAGCAACAACAGCAAUCGCAGCACAAGUCGACAGCUGGUGGCCAAAAAGAGUUAUACUAAGCGGUGCCAGCUCAAGAAAGCAAAACAAUAACACUAAAAUGUUGACGAAACUCCAAAGCAGCGACCAAGGAAAAUGAUUAUUGUUUUUAAGUAACUCUAAACAGUUACCAAAAUGUAUAGUUAGCGUAGACUUUUUAGAAAAUAAAGCGAAUUUUACGGUAAAAAAAAAACU